Molecule: messenger RNA, 414 nt
Organism: Ananas comosus (pineapple)
Lineage: Eukaryota; Viridiplantae; Streptophyta; Magnoliopsida; Poales; Bromeliaceae
Product: protein GLUTAMINE DUMPER 3-like
Exons: 1
Coding region: 1-414 (137 amino acids)
Biological process (GO): regulation of amino acid export
Source: RefSeq, a predicted model, not a curated record
AUGAGAUCGGUAGCUAUAUCCGACGCUCUGCCGCCGCCGCCGUUGUCGGUGCCGCAAUCCGUAUGGCAUUCUCCGGUGUCGUACCUCUUCGGAGGCCUCGCCGUGAUGCUCGGCCUCAUCGCCUUCGCCCUUCUUAUCCUCGCCUGUUCCUACUGGAAACUAUCUGCCCACAUCUACGGCGGCGGUGGCGGCGGUGGCGGCAGUGCCACAGCCGCCGCCCCUAAAUUGGCGGUGGCAGCGGCGGCGGCAGCGUCACCGCAGCCGCCAUCGAGCUUCGUGGUCAUCAUGGCGGGAAACGACAAGCCCACGUUCAUCGCCAUGCCGAUGCGUGGCCGCGCCGUGGACGUGCCCAUGCAGGGUGGCGGUGGUGGCGGCGACGAGGGUGCGGUAACCACACCGGGGGGCCGAGAGUGA